This is a messenger RNA of Petromyzon marinus (sea lamprey), 5426 nucleotides long. Its product is annotated as E3 ubiquitin-protein ligase MIB2-like. The record is from RefSeq and is a predicted model, not a curated record. Gene Ontology annotation, cellular component: cytoplasm. NCBI's taxonomy places the organism in Eukaryota, Metazoa, Chordata, Hyperoartia, Petromyzontiformes, Petromyzontidae. Gene Ontology annotation, biological process: protein ubiquitination. Gene Ontology annotation, molecular function: ubiquitin-protein transferase activity; zinc ion binding; NAD+ poly-ADP-ribosyltransferase activity.
CGGCCGUCUGGAACGCUCUCCUCUUCCUUCCGAUAUUCGGAAGCCCACUGGGAGCUGUGCACUCUGAAAUCGUCGUCGAGAUUGACAAACUCGUUUCAGUGAGAGCUACUUGUCGUGUACCCCUUUCUCCCAACGCCCCUCCGAUUAGCACGGCCGGCUACGUAUGGUGCGAAAGAAGUUAAAAUGGGCAGUGCACGUAACGUCGUACAGUGCCGCUGCAUCAAUCGCUGGCACUUGCAUGAGGAAGUGGCAGCGAGCGCGGCUGUUCGUCCAAGUUUCACUUUCCAGUCGUGAGGCUUUUACAACAACAAGAAAGCAGCGUCGAAGAGUGGAGGAGCGCCAUGCAGGCCGGUGUGCGUGUGGUGCGGGGCCCCGGCUGGAGCUGGCCGCAGCAGGAUGGAGGAGAGGGAGGCCUGGGGACGCUGGUGGCCGAAGGCAACUGGGGCACAGAGCGCAGCUGUGGCGCCGUUGUGCAGUGGGAUUGCGGUGGCCGCUACAAGUACAGGCUUGGGGUUAACGGGCACUACGACCUACGUCUGUAUGACAACGCACAGACAGGCACUCAGCACCUCGGGGUGAUAUGCGAUGGCUGCGGAGAAAAGUGGAUCUGGGGCAUCCGCUGGAAGUGCAGGGGGUGCCCCGACUUUGACUUGUGCACGUCGUGCUACAUGGGUGACAAGCACAGCUUGAGCCACGCCUUCAACCGCAUCACCUCACCAGGCUCGCCAAGUGUGCAGGUGCCAGUGCGGUAUAUGGCCAGGAAGGUGCCUCUGAAGGGCAUCUUCCCAGAGGCUGUGGUCAUACGAGGGCCUGACUGGAAGUGGGGCAACCAGGACGGCGGAGAAGGCGGAAAGGGCCUGGUGUUGACCAUUAAAGGUUGGGAUAGCACCAGUCAGAGGAACGCCGCCCAAGUUCGCUGGAGAGGCGAGAUCAACUCGUACCGACUGGGCGCUUCUGGAAAAAUGGACCUGCAGCUUGCGAGCCCAACUUCCAGUGGACGCCACUACUACCCAGACCACUUGUCCUGCCUAGGUGAGGUGGACAUCAUUGAGCAGGGCUUCUGUCUGGGCGACACCGUGAGGUGCGGAGUGGACGGACAGACUCUCAUGGUACUGCAGCAGGACCAUGGUGGAUUCUCAGUCGCAAUGGCAUUGAUUGCAGCACGUCCUGGAAAAGUGGCUGGUUUGAUUGACAAUGGUGAUGUGUUGGUGGUGUACAGCAAUGGUGGAAAGUAUAUUUACAACCCCAAGUGUCUCAUCAAGGUGUAUUCUGUGGGUGACACAGUUCGAAUCGGCAAUAAUAAGGCGGAGGUGAAGCGGCUGCAGUUGGGCCAUGGGGGAUGGGCAGAUCCCAUGACCAAGACGCUGGGUCGGGUGGGCCGGGUGGUAAAGGUGCUUCCGAGUGGUGACCUUCGCGUGGCUCUGGGAGGCCACAUUUGGAAUUUUAACCCGGCCUGCGUCAGCACUGCCGACCCGAAGUCGCUUGAUCUGGCCGAGACGUCCGAGGACAGCGCCGCGGAUCCACUGGCGGGGCUGCUGAUGAAAUUGCUACUGAGUCAUAUAAUUGAAGGGGACGACGACGAUGAUGAUGACGAUGACAAAGAGGAGCAAGAGGAUGCUGCAGCGAGGAGUGCAGCCCGGCAUAGUCAGCCCAGCGUGGCGGCAAAGGAGUUGAAGCCAGAACAGCUCAUCUCUGAAGCUGCCCAGGGAAAUGUGGGAAAUGUGCAGAAGCUCGUGCAGCUAUUCCCUGGACAGAUCAACGCGCAACAGGAGGGACGCACUGCCCUGCACGUGGCCGCUCACCAGGGACACAUCGACGUGGCGCGGGCCCUGCUCAAAGCGGGGGCCUCUACUGAGAUUGGCGACGACAAGGGCAACACGGCCCUGCACUACGCGGCACACGGGAAUGAAGCAGCCAUGGCAGGGCUGCUGGUGUCGCACAGAGCGCGUGUGAACAGCCGCAACCACGCGGGCCGCACGGCGCUACACCUGGCGGCCCGCAAGGGCUACGGGGAGGUGGCGCGCACCCUGUGCGAGCACGCCUGCGAUGUCAACACCCAGGAUUCUACAAAAAAUUCCCCGAUCCACGAUGCCAUAGCUGAGAACUACGAGGAGGUGAUUGAGGCUCUCACCUCUGUGAAGACACUCGACCUGGAGCGGCAGAAUGAAAGUGGAUUCACACCUCUGCAACUCGCCGCUUUCAAGGGAAGCAAACUGGCAGUACAGCGGAUCCUGGCCAAAUCUCCAAAGCUGGUGGACGAGCAGAAGAGUGAUGGGUUUGCUCCGCUACACCUGGCAGCCUACAAUGGUCGCCUUGACGUCGUCCACAUCCUGAUCAAGCAGGGCCGCUCUGCUGUGAACGCGAGGACGUGCGGGGGCCAGACGGCCCUCAUGCUGGCGGCGGGCCGCGGCCACGUGGACGUUGUGUUCCUGCUCGUGCGCGAGGCCUGCAAGCUGGACGUUGAGGACGAGGGGGGCAACACGGCACUGCACCUCGUGCUCAAGGAGGCCGACCUCUUCUCCACAGAUUGCCACCUCCUCCAGGACGAUAGCACCAUCGUGCAGAUCCUGCGCGACUCUGGCCUGUUCGGUGCCGGGAGCAUCUACGCUGGAGAAGCUCUUGCUUGCUUCCUGGUGAAGGAGGGCGCAAACCUCCGCCAGACCAAUGCCCGGGGCAAGGCACCCUUUGACUACAUCCUGAAACCCGAGCUGAGAAAAACCCUCACAAAGUUGGAAAAAGCCUACAAUGGGGACGAAGAGGCUGAAGAAGAAAUUCCAAAAGCCAAAAGCCAACCUGUAAGAGAUGUCAAGGCCAAGGAGGACAGUGACAGCACAGAUGAAGAUGAUCACUCAACCAUCAGAAAAAACAGGAGAUAUUCUUCUUCUUCAUCAUCAUCUUCGUCAGAAGAGGACUUGAACUCCGAGCGGCUGGGUGCAGGCAAAGGCAAGUCGCAGGGUCUCCCGACAUCAGAAAUGCUCCCCACUCACUGGGACCACAUGUCGGAUUACUUCAAGAUUGUGGAACUACACAACGGGUCCAGUGAAUUCAGGAAAGUGAGCCGCAUGUUCCUGAAGACGAUGGAAAUAAAGAACGCUGUGAUUAAGCGCAUCAAGCGAGUGCAGAAUGAAGAGCUGUGGCUGUCCUUCAGCAGACGGAGACAGUUCAUGGAGCGACGCUCCAGUGGGGAAGCGGUGAGGGAGAUGCUGCUCUUCCAUGGCACCAGCAAGGACAUGGUGGAGCCCAUCUGCCUCCAGAACUUUGACUGGCGCAUGGGUGGCACCCACGGCAACAAGUAUGGCAAAGGCUGCUACUUUGGCCGAGACGCUCGCCUCGCUCACCGCUACGCCAGCGCGGGCAAGGCCGGGGGCACUACGUGCCACAUGUUCGUGGUGAGCGUUCUGGUGGGGCGCUUCACUCGCGGAUACUCAUCCUACCUUCGCCCACCUUCACGGGACGACACCAAGACCAAUUUAUACGACAGCUGCGUCAACGACGUGAACGACCCCACCAUCUUUGUGAUUUUUGAAAGCAGCCAGGCCUACCCGGAGUACAUCAUCCAAUACCGUGCAGACUGAGUGGCGAGGGGGCCAACGAUGCUGCCAGGUACUUUGUCCAUCAAGUUUCCCUGUGAUGAUUCUAGACUCCAAAUGGCAUUGGAGGUUUUAAGCAGAACAUUUUGUUGUUAAACAUUAACUAUUGCUCAUUGACUUCAUACUUUCUCCAACUGUCCCAGAGACACACACUUAUGAUUUACAGUAGCUGCAUGUUCAGUAGUUUCCUUUUGGCGAUGAUUGCGGGGGCUGCUGUCCCCCGUCUCCUCCGUCGCAAUCGUACUACUACCCCCCGACUGCUCUGUCGGGUUCGGGCUACGGACCUCCAAUUUCUCGCCCCCCUGUACCCCCGACUUUGUUGCUGCCCGCGUAGGCAUGUUUCAAUUGGUGGGGCCGACGGCUUUACGUUUACGACUCGCCACGCGGGCUCAGUAGCGGGCGUGCUGCGGUGAGCGCGCUCGCGAAGCAAAACCCCGUCCCGUGUGCAAACGAAAGGGUACAGCGUGCCGACGCAGGACUCCGCGGUCGCACCGAGCGCCCACGCACGGGACUCGAGGUCGGGGGUCAGAAGUCAGGGGGCAUCCACCGUACGCGCGCCACUGAUUGGAGGGAAUCACUCCGCCACGAUUUAAAGGCCGUUUAAACAGCCACGCGUGUACACGAACACCAGACACUACACUCUUCUAUUCACUGUAAACAGCCGCGUAUGCACGCGAACACAAAGCACUCCACCCUCCUCUUCACACUCACAACGACCACACGACACAGUUUAUCCUCUACUGGCAGUUUUAUUCCCCGCGAAUAACCCGUUAAACUACGCGUGUUUAUGUGGGUCAGCAGACUCUAGCCUAUCCCUCGGGGAUCCUGGACUCAAUUUAUCCUGCCUGUCCCUCCGCUUUCUUCCCACUGAUUAAUUAGCCCACACUCACCUUACUCCCAAUCUGAUGCGCCGGAAGCUGUGGAAGGCGAUGCUGUGCGUAGACUCCGUGGAGAAUUGGGCCUGGCUGUAUGGAACUUCGUCACACGGACGACUCGAACGGCUGGCUCCAACACCCCGCUGCUCUCGAUGUCUUGAAGGACCCUCCCUACUGCCUGAAUCCCCCUCCUUGUAUCCUACCUACAACAAAGAAAUUCCGCUGUUUCGCCCCCUUGCCCUCCCGUCCAAUCAGGGGCUCGGAUUUUCCCGCCCUUUUGAUAUUCGGAUCCUAGCUCUGGUGACGUCACCACAGUGGUCCCCUCGACGUCCGCUUUCUGUUCUUCCCACUAUCCGCCCACUGACCCGUGUUGCGUGUGUGUGGUCCCCUCCGCGGUGGCUCAACAGCCCCUGCUGUGACCAUGCAAUUAUACUAUCAGGUCACGGCGCCGUGAUGCAUGUCAGCCUCGGGGGUAGGUCGCCCAAUUUCCCGGCCGCAGGAAACCAUGAAGCUUGAUUCCAUCAGGGGCUUCUGGACGAAAACCUGUCGGCCAGGUGACUCCCCCUCGGGCCCUAUGUGGGGUAUGUGUGUAUUCAUGCGGGGGGUGGCGAGGGGCGUGCAGCGUCAGCGUCGUCACUCUCCAGUGGCGGCGUCACGGCGGUGGGCACGGCCCCGACAGAGCGGCUCCGCUGCGGCGGCACCACAUGAUGACACACACUUAGAAUUCACGAUUUGAAGGUGCAGGGUUAAUUUUUAUACCUCCUAGUUUUACUACCCCCUGCACACCCAGGUGAAGCCAGGUCCGUCUUCCCUCCAACUCUCUCCUGCACCUUUCUCACCCCAUCCCCCACCAUAGGUUAUGCACACACAAAAAAACAACUCAACACGCUCGUCAAUAACACUGCCUUAAAAUAAAUAUAUUCUACAUCAUGGGACCUCCUUUGCCAGUACCAAAAUAUGA